This is a messenger RNA of Hydractinia symbiolongicarpus, 1675 nucleotides long. RefSeq lists its product as uncharacterized. NCBI's taxonomy places the organism in Eukaryota, Metazoa, Cnidaria, Hydrozoa, Anthoathecata, Hydractiniidae. The record is from RefSeq and is a predicted model, not a curated record. The coding region runs from base 154 to 1581 and encodes 475 amino acids. The transcript is spliced from 6 exons.
GCACUUGAUGGUGUCUCAAAGCAAUAUCGAUACGAGUUUAAAACUCAAUCAUUAACACGUGCAGAUUGUGGAUAACAGAUCACGCUGAUUGGAAAAAAUCAGUUGGGUACCAUAAGACGCAAAUCAAGUGUUGAUAUUGUAUUUAUCCCAUCAAUGGUAUUAAUAACGACAGUGUACAUGAAUAAUUCGAGUUGUGUUUAUACCACCUGGCGAAGAGAAGACACUGGAAUUUACACUAUAACUUAUCAUUUGCAAUUCAAUAACCAAGAAAAAAUUUACAGCACCCUAAAUACUUAUCUGAAGGUUUGUAAUUUACGCAACCCUACAGUUGUUACCAUUUGGGCGUCAUACAAGGGAAGGUUGGGAAGAAAUAGUUCCAUUAGUAUUACUCUACCCUUAAUGAAAACCACCACGACAACCAACACUACAAGAACCGCUACAAAAAGACGCAUUGCAUCUGACUCUAAUAUGCACAGUGUGAAAGGUAAAUCAUUUAAGUCUAGUUAUGUUCAAGUUCGUGAAAAUAAAUCAUUAUCAGCUACUUUUACUAAUUCGAGGUACAGAUUAAUGUUAAGAAAUAUCCGGUACAAUGAAAGUUUCACGUUUCAACUGUAUGUAAUUUAUGGUGCAGGUGAUCAUUUGAAUAGCAGUCGUUUUAACAUUCAGGUCGCUGUAAAAGGUACUCCAAAAAUUUGCGGCGUAAGAUUAAAAUCUAAUUACACUGUUGUUGAAAAUUCCACCAUCACGUUCACACAAGAUGUAUGUGCGCACCCUAAACCUGUGGCAGAAUGGAAACUAGACCGGGAAAAAUUAUACAAGAAACCAUCGAAUACAAGUUUAAUAAACACGGAACAAAGAAAGUACAGAUUUACUUAUCAAACACGAAAGUUGACACGCAAUGAUUGUGGAGCAAAAUUUAUUCUGAAGGCAACUAAUGCGAUGGGAAGUGUUGAAGAGACUGUAAAAGUAGAUGUUAUUUUUAAACCCCCUGCAGUUUUUAUUAAAUCAAUAUCUCGACACAAUGCUAGCUGCGUUAAGAUUCUCUGGCAAAGAGAAAAAAUGGGAAAUUGUAUUCUAAGUUAUCAAUUGCAGUUCGAUGGUAACAGUGAAAUUUUCUUCACCUCAAAUACAUAUUUUACCAUGUGCACUCAACUGAAUAUCACCAGCGUCGGUAUUUGGGCAACCCACAAAGGAGAAAUUGGGGAUAUAACAGUCGAUAGAAUUAGUCCUGCGACGCCAGCACCAGAAACAAAAGAAAUAAGUGCAGACGAAUCUAAGCUCACAAUAAAACUCAUAGUUAUCCUAGUUAUCGGGUCAUUCGUCUUUACAGUGAUAUUAAAUGUCAUCUUUUUUGGCAUUUUGCUACGCAAAGGUUUCGUCAUCUUGAAUUUUAAAACAAAGAAACAACAUCAAAACGUGGCAAACAAAAAUGCUGAAGAAUAUGAAGUUAUGGGAACAACAAUAUCUAAUUAUACAGAUAUAAAUUUGCACGCAAUAAAACCGAGUGUAUAUGCUGAUUUGAAAACAACGACUGAUGAUUCUAAUCAAUAUGCCGAAAUUGGGCUGAACGAUGUGAAAUGAAAUAUACACGCUAAUAUUUUAAAUGAACAUUAUGUAAAAAAAAAACAUUUGAUUUGAUUGUACAGUUUAGGAUUGACUUUAAAAGUUAACUUUU